AUGACAUCCUUUCUAUUAACUACUUUGGAUGUCAUUAAUUCUUGGACAUUAAGUAUGUGGUUAUCAAUAAUCGUCUGUGGUCUUAUAGUUGCCUAUAUACAUGAACAAUUUGUUUAUAUGUCUAAACGUGGUACCCUUCCUGGACCAAAAUUAACUGUUCCAUUCAUUGGUGGUAUUAUUCAUAUGAUUCUAGCACCCUAUGAUUUUUGGCAUGGUCAAAUGGAAUAUGGUAAAUUAAGUUGGAAUGCAAUUAUUGGCCGUUUUUUUGUCUUGAUAGCUGAUAGUGAAAAUAGUCGAAAAAUUUUUGAACAAUGCUCAUCUGAAAUGCCAUUAAUAUUACAUCCAAAUGCAACUCGUUUAUUAGGAAAUGAUAAUAUUGCAUUUAUGAAUGGUUCAAUUCAUAAAACACUACGUACAACAUUAUUACCUUUAUUUACAACAAAAGCUCUUUCAAUUUAUUUACAUUUACAAGAAAAAACUAUUCGAGAACAUAUGAUUAAAUGGUGUGAAAUAAGUAAAAAUUCGAAAAAUGGUAUAGAAAUGCGACCAUUAAUUUAUGAUUUAAAUAUAAAUACAAGUUUAUCAGUCUUUGUUGGUUCUUAUAUAACAGAUGAAAUUCGUGAACAAUUCAAAAAAGAUUAUAUAAAUUUAACUCGUGCAAUGUUUUCAUCACCUAUUUAUUUUCCAGGAACACAACUUUAUAAAGGUGUUCGUGCUGCUGAAUCUAUUCGUCGAUCUUUACAAUCUAUUGUUACUAAAAGUAAACAAAGAAUGUCUAUGGAAGGAGAAGAACCUACAUGUUUAAUAGAUUUUUGGAUAGUUUCAACACUUAAAGCGAUAAAUGACGCUCAAAAAAAUAAUCAACCUAGACCUCUACAUAGUACUGAUGAAGAAAUAGCUAAAAUUGCAUUAGAUUUUAUAUUUGCUGCACAAGAUGCAUCAACUAGUUCAUUAACAUUUGCUAUUCAUGAACUUUGUAAACAUCCUGAUAUAUUUGAGAAAGUUCGUCAGGAACAAAAAAUUCUUCGUUCUGAUCCAUUAGUUCCAAUUACACCUGAAUUAUUAAUACAAAUGAAAUAUACAUGGCAAGUAAUGAAAGAACUUUUACGAUUACAAGAUUAUACAGCACCAACUGGAACUAUUGUUAUUCCAAGUAUUUGGAGUUCAAAUCGUGUAGGUUUUUCUGAUCCUGAAAAAUUUGAUCCCGAACGAUUUAAUUCUGAAAGAAUGGAACAAACAAAAUUUGAUAGAAAUUUUUUAACAUUUGGUACUGGACCACAUUCAUGUCUUGGACAACGUUAUGCUAUGAAUCAUAUUAUGUUAUUUAUAUCUCUUUUAAUAGAUAUGGAUUUUGAACGUGCUAAUCGGCCUAAUAAAGAUAAAAUUAUGUAUCUACCAACAAUUUAUCCGGCUGAUGGAUGUGUACUUAAUUAUAUGAAACAUCAUCAAUAA
Molecule: messenger RNA, 1452 nt
Organism: Rotaria sordida
Lineage: Eukaryota; Metazoa; Rotifera; Eurotatoria; Philodinida; Philodinidae
Source: the annotation of a GenBank genome assembly